AUGCAACUGUUUUCGGUGCAGGUUUGGCUGUUAAGUGGUUUAGUGAUAUCCUACGCACACCCUGGGAAACACCAUGGCGACGCAACAGUUACGAGUAAAGGAUCGCCGGAUGCUCACGGUACUCCCUUCGUCGGCAAUAGUCUGCCAAAUAAGACUUCGAACAACUUCCCUCCCGAUUCUAAAUGGCCCGUUCCACAGAAUGCGAUCGGGUUCGGUGCGUUCCUCAACCAGGUGACUAAAAACACCACAAAGCCUUCCACAAGCACCCAGAUAGGUGUUGCAGUUCCUCCUUCAAGUGAUAUGCAAGUUCUUCAGGCGCCUGCGUAUAAACCAGGUCUUCCGAACGUGAUUCAACAUUUGCUCAGCAACGCGCAGGGAUCGAAUCAUAGCGCCAGCGUCUUUUUCUCCAUACCAUCCAGCACUACUACCGAGGCAACGGCGCAAACGAACAACACUGCCAUGAACGAUCCUUUGCCCAACCCUGUGCCCGGGAUUGUCACCACCGUGAGCAACGCCACCAAUGCAGCACAGGAAAUCACCAGUGGGUGGAGUACGAAUGUGCAGAACGGUAUAUUUGGAUCGGCCAGUUGGCUAGGCAACCGGCCCAGUAACGAUCAGCCUGCAUCCGGAUCGACUGACAAUCCGGGUUCAUCGAAUCCAAUCCAAGGCGUCAUCAAUGCGUCCCAAGCAUCGUGGAACAAUGCAACCGGGGCGGCACAAAAUCUGGCCGGGCAAUUUGGUCCCACCGUUCAAAAUGGAAUAUCAAAUAUUUUCGGCAUCAAUUUUAACCGUCCCAGUAACGAUGAACCAAUAACGCAAUCGACAGAAACUAGCCCCACUGCAUCUAAUGAGACAACAUCCACUGAGGCAGCGACUACAUCCACAGCGUCUAAUGCGCCAACAACAUCAGCUGCGCCCGAUACUACGGCCGCCACUAAAUCAACUGUGACCGAGAGUACCACAACUACAGUAACCGCUGCCUCUUCCGGGACAUUCUUACCGCUAGUGAGUUUUGUCAACAAUUCUCAAUCGUUGAUCAACAGUUCCGUUUUGAUACAAACUGUCACUAGCCAGUUGACCGGUAAUUUAUCAAACGGUCUGGGGAAUUUCGUCUUUCCCCGACCUAGCAAACCUAACAGACCUACAAAGAUAUCAAACGAAGAGGAGUUUUCUAAACUGGAUGAUGAUAAUCGGGCAACCGUAACAUUGAAAGCUGCUCCUCCCCCAUCCCCUCCGACGUGUCCAACGUGCACCAGCUCGUGUUUCUACAGACCAUUUCAACGAAUCGUUGGUGGAAUCAACGUACCGUCCGCAAGCAAAUACCCGUUUAUCGUUUUGCUAACCUACCUGGACAGUCCGUCCGGUCACGGAGCACUAAUCAACGACCGUGCAAUUAUCACCACCGCUACCAUUAUCGAAAGCAUGCCCUCCAAAAAGCAAAUACGCGCAUUGCUUGGCGUUUACAAUCGGUCCCAAAAUUCAACAAUAUCGUCGGAAAAAAUAAGCACUAUCUACAAACAUCCCGGUUUUCGAAGCAGCAACCAAUUUAAUAACAAUAUUGGACUGCUGAUACUCAAAAACCCUCUAAUGAGCUUCCAACCAAUUUGCCUACCAACUGCCGUGUCAAAAACUCCUCCCGUUCCAAAAGCUACCAUAAUCGGUUGGGGUGCCAAUUAUGCGGGAGGAGGCUUAGUUAAUGUUUUGCAGGAAUACGAGCUGCAACUGUACGCUCCUGUACUCUGCUACGUGGCCUCCUCCCAAGUAACUUCGAAGAAUCUAUGUGGAGGUUCACCACAGUUUAUAUCAAAGGAUGGAUCUACCUGCACGGGAGAUGGUGGUGAUCCUUUAGUAGUGAUGAAUGGCACAUCUUGGGAAUUGAUCGGAAUCGCUCUUGAUAUCCCUAAUUUCGAAUGUGGUAAAAAUCGUAAUCCUGCCAUGUUUACUGCCAUUAUACCGUACUUGGAUUGGAUCACUACUUAUGGAGUUGGCUGUGAGUGUUUUGUUGGUUAA
Messenger RNA from Anopheles marshallii, 2010 nucleotides. RefSeq lists its product as uncharacterized. The record is from RefSeq and is a predicted model, not a curated record. The coding region runs from base 1 to 2010 and encodes 669 amino acids. Gene Ontology annotation, molecular function: serine-type endopeptidase activity. Gene Ontology annotation, biological process: proteolysis. The transcript is spliced from 5 exons. Lineage: Eukaryota; Metazoa; Arthropoda; Insecta; Diptera; Culicidae.